Molecule: messenger RNA, 1335 nt
Organism: Oxyura jamaicensis (ruddy duck)
Lineage: Eukaryota; Metazoa; Chordata; Aves; Anseriformes; Anatidae
Gene: P2RX3
Product: purinergic receptor P2X 3
Exons: 11
Biological process (GO): monoatomic cation transmembrane transport; response to ATP
Cellular component (GO): plasma membrane; nuclear inner membrane
Molecular function (GO): extracellularly ATP-gated monoatomic cation channel activity; purinergic nucleotide receptor activity; ATP binding
Source: RefSeq, a predicted model, not a curated record
GAGGGGACUGCAGGGGGGGACAAAGUGGCCGGGGGGGGGGGGGGGGCUGUCCCUGCCGCUCACCCCCCGCCCCGGGGGGGCUGGGGGUCCCUGCAGCUGGGUGUUCCUGCACGAGAAGGCUUACCAGGUGAGGGACACCACCAUCGAGUCCUCCGUGGUCACCAAAGUCAAGGGCGUGGGGAGCUAUGGGGACCGCGUCCUGGACACCGCCGACUACGUCACCCCCCCGCAGGGCACCUCGGUGUUCGUGGUGGUCACCAGGCAGAUCCUGACGGAGAACCAGGUGCAGGGCGUCUGCCCUGAGAGCGAAGCUGCGUACCGCUGCACCGCCGACCGCGACUGCCAGGGGAAGAGCCGCACCACAGGCAGCGGGGUGCUGACGGGGCGCUGCGUGCCCUACAACGACACCCUGCGCACCUGCGAGAUCCGCGGCUGGUGCCCGCCCGAGGUGGACACCGUCAGCGUCCCGGUGAUGCUGGAGGCCGAGAACUUCACCCUCUUCAUCAAGAACAGCGUCCGCUUCCCGCUCUUCGGAUUCGAGAAGGCCAAUCUGCCCCCCCAGGCCAGCGCGGAGGACCUGCGGCGCUGCCGCUUCCACCCCGAGCGGCAGCCGCUCUGCCCCAUCCUGCGGCUGGGCGACGUGGCGCGCCUCGCCGGGCAGGACUUCGCCACCCUGGCCACCACCGGGGGCGUGCUGGGCAUCAAGAUCGGCUGGGUGUGCGACCUGGACCGCUCGUGGGAGCUGUGCCUGCCCCGCUACUCCUUCACCCGCCUGGACGGCGUCACCCGGCACAGCCCCAGCUCCCCCGGCUACAACUUCAGGCACGCCCGGUACUACCGCGGGCACAACGGCACCGAGCUCCGCACCCUGACCAAGGCCUUUGGCAUCCGCUUCGAUGUCCUGGUGUACGGCAACGCUGGGAAAUUCGGCAUCGUCCCCACGCUCAUCAACACGGUGGCCGCCUUCACCUCCAUCGGCGUGGGCACGGUGCUGUGCGACAUCAUCCUGCUCAACUUCUUGAAGGGCGCUGAGCACUACAAGGCCCGCAAGUUUGAGGAGGUGCCGGAGGCCAGCGUGCCCCCCCCCUCCAGCAGCCCCACGGCGUGUGCCCUCGGGGCCAUGGGGGACCAGAGCCGGGAGAAGCAGUCCACCGACUCAGGCACCUCCUCCCUCGGCCUCUAGCCCUGGGAGCCAUGGGGCAGCCCCCCCUUUGCCAUCGAUUCCCCCUCUCGCUCCCCUCCAGAGCCCCCCAGCCCCGCGCCACCACUGCCAACCCCUUCCCCACGCUGCCAACGGGACAGGACAGGGGGGAGGUACAGGGCUGCGGCGGUGUC